GAAUGCAUAACACGACACGCAUUUAUGGUGAAUAAUAUUACUUUCAUGUUUCUGUGAGCCUCAUGUUUACCAUUCCCAAAACCUGUUAUCCUCCGAAUAUAUCCCAGGAAUGAGCAAGGGAACGGAUGCCAAAGCUUCAUCCAAACCGCUGUAUGGAAUAGAUAUCUAUAGUGUUAAGAAGACUGCUUGUGCGUGGUAUGGCAAUGUUUGGGAUAUCUUCGCAAAAGCUUUUGAUAUUACAUCGCUGUACAUUUCUUCAUGUCAUCCCUGAAUUUCAAUACUGGAAUAAGAGUAAGGAUUUCAGUGAUGCUAAACGUGAUUAUUUCAAGUUGCAGAGAACACCAGUUACUUGCGACAUGCUCACCUCCUGUGUUAGUAGAACCCUGGAAAUAUCAUGGGUUCCUUUGAACAUUGUACUCUUGAAACCUCCAAACGGACAGCUAGACUCUGAAAAAUGGUUGGGCGUUC
Molecule: messenger RNA, 468 nt
Organism: Serpula lacrymans var. lacrymans S7.9
Lineage: Eukaryota; Fungi; Basidiomycota; Agaricomycetes; Boletales; Serpulaceae
Exons: 1
Source: RefSeq, a predicted model, not a curated record